Molecule: messenger RNA, 2707 nt
Organism: Alnus glutinosa
Lineage: Eukaryota; Viridiplantae; Streptophyta; Magnoliopsida; Fagales; Betulaceae
Product: BTB/POZ domain and ankyrin repeat-containing protein NPR1-like
Exons: 4
Coding region: 733-2475 (580 amino acids)
Biological process (GO): regulation of jasmonic acid mediated signaling pathway; systemic acquired resistance, salicylic acid mediated signaling pathway; defense response to fungus
Cellular component (GO): nucleus
Molecular function (GO): protein binding
Source: RefSeq, a predicted model, not a curated record
CUGUUUAUUCUCCAACUUGGCCUCCUGUUCCGCUCAAAUUGGAUUCACUUUCGCUGCAUCUGAAGCUUCCUUGCGUCAACUGUGAGGACUUUGUAUAAGCUAUUUCCUCAACUUUGUUGCAGAUUCAUUUGUGUCGACGCUUAAGUAAAGAAUCUUUGAUUUUUCUUUGAGCCUCUACCCCUAUCAGAGUCUUGAAGUGUUAAAGUUUCACUAUGAUUCUUGCUUGCUUGCUUGUUAACGAUCAAUAGAUUUGCUUGGGCGGAUGAUGGCUAACGAAUGUUCAGAUCAUACUACUGUCUUUGUUUCUGGAAUGCCAAUUACUUGAUGCUGUAUGAAAAUUUGUGGAUUUUGCUGUUUUUAGCAUUGUUUCAGCAUUUUGAAGUGUUUUCCUGAUUUGGGUCAUCUUAGUUUGUGGUUCUUUUGUAGAAUUAUGCCUCCUUCAAUUUAUCAUGCUUCUUGAUGGCGUCAAAGCUUUAUUAGCCCCAAGUAGGAUCCAGUAGAUCUUAAGCCAUGGAUAAUGGGAAUGAAUUGUCAUCUUCCUCGAGUUUGGAUGAAAAUUUGUAGAUUUUGCUGUUUUAAGCACUGUUUCAGCAUUUUGAAGUGUUUUCCUAAUUUGGGUCAUCUUAGUUUGUGAUUCUUUUGUAGAAUUUAUGCUUCCUUUAAUUUAUCGUGCUUCUUGACGGCGGUCAAAAGCCUUAUUAGCCCCAAGUAGGAUCCAGUAGAUCCCAAGUCAUGGAUAAUGGGAAUGAGUUGUCAUCUUCCUUGAGUUUUGCUUCGUCGUCUUAUCUAUCAAAUGGGUCUAGUGGUCAAGAUGUAUCUGCGGCCGCCAACUCCGAGAGUCUAAGUAAGCUCAGCGCCAAUCUGGAAAAGUUAUUAGAUGAUGCCGAAUACAACUAUAGCGAUGCGGAGAUUGUUGUUGAGGGCAUCCCGGUGGGUGUCCAUCGGUGUAUAUUGGCUGCACGGAGCCAGUUUUUUCACGAGCUUUUUAAGAAGGGAAAUGAUUGUUCGGUGAAGGAAGGCCGGCCAACGUAUCUCAUGACUGAAUUGGUGCCUUGUGGUGGAGUUGGAUAUGAAGCGUUCAAAGUUGUCUUGAGUUAUUUGUAUACCGGGAAGCUUAAGCCAUCGCCACCGGAAGUAUCAAUUUGUGUUGAUGAUGCUUGCGCACAUGAUGCAUGCCGUCCUGCUAUUAAUUAUGCUGUGGAAUUGAUGUACGCUUCUGCAAACUUUCAGAUGAAAGAGCUUGUUCUGGUUGUUCAGCGUCGUCUCCUCAAUUUUGUUGAAAAGGCUUUAGUGGAAGACGUAAUUCCAAUUCUUGUGGUUGCCUUCCAUUGCCAAUUGAACCAGCUUGUCUCUCAGUGCAUCCAGAGAGUAGCAAGAUCAGAUCUUGAUAAUGUGUCUCUUGAAAAAGAGCUCCCUUGUGCAGUUUCAAGUGAAAUCAAAUCACUACGUCCCAAACCUCAGCCAGAGGCCAAUCCUAGUGUUGAGGAAGUGGACCCCUUACAUGAAAAGCAUAUUAGGAGAAUCCACAGGGCUUUGGACUCUGAUGAUGUUGAGUUAGUGAAGUUGCUACUUAAAGAAUCUGAUGUCACUUUAGAUGAUGCUUAUGCACUCCACUAUGCUACUGCAUAUUCUGAUCCUAAGGUCGUUAAGGAGGUUCUCAGCCUAGGCUUGGCUGAUCUCAACCUUAAAAAUAUCCGAGGACAUACUGUGCUUCAUGUGGGUGCAAGGCGUAAGGAGCCAUCAAUUCUAGUGGCAUUGCUGAACAAGGGAGCCUGUGCAUCAAAUAUUACAGACGAUGGACAAACUGCUGUUGCAAUCUGUCGGAGGUUAACCAGGCCAAAGGAUUACAAUGAGAACACAAAGCACGGGCAAGAAGCUAACAAAGACCGGGUAUGCAUCGAUGUUCUCGAGAGAGAAAUGCGAAGAAAUUCAACAUCCGAGAACAUGGCAAUCUCACCGCAUGUGAUACCUGAUGAUUUGCACAUGAGGCUUGACUACCUGGAAAGUAGAGUGGCAUUUGCACAAAUGUUGUUUCCUUUUGAAGCCAGGGUAGCUAUGCAGGUUGCAAAUGCAGAUUCAACCUCAGUUUGCACAGAUCUUUUAACAUCAAAAGGCUCAAGUGGUAACUUAAGGGAGGUUGAUUUGAAUGAAACACCAUCUGUACAAACCAAAAGACUCCACUCGAGGCUGCAUGCCCUGAUUAAAACAGUGGAUAUGGGUCGACGCUACUUUCCCCAUUGCUCUCAAGUGCUUGACAAGUUCUUGGAGGACGAUAUGCCUGAUGCUUUCUUCCUUGAAGAAGGCACUCCUGAAGAGCAGAAAAUCAAGAAGAUGCGCUUCAUGGAACUUAAAGAUGAGGUGCAGAAGGCAUUUUCCAAGGACAUGGCUGAGAAAAAUCAGUCAGGUUUGUCACCUUCCUCAUCCUCCUCAUCUUCUCCGAAGAAGGUUGCAAAUUACAAGGUCAGGAGAAAGUAGGGAAGUUCAUCUUAAUUGUAUUUUUCUAGGAAGCCAUGAGAGUUUACUUUUUCCCUUUCUUUCUUUCUUUUUUUUUUUUUUUCAUGUGUAGUUUUCCUCGUAUAUAUUCUUAAGGAGCCUUUGUUCUUGCUCUUUUGUAUAACUGUACAAGGAUAGCAAACCUACAUUGUUAUACAAUCUCUUAAGUUACUUGGCCUAUGAAAUUGUAUAAAAAAUUGAAAUGUUAGAGAGA